AUGAAGUUCACUCGUGCUACUGUUUUAGCCUUUGCUGCAUUGUCAAUGGCAGCUCCAGCUUUUGAUGAAAAACUCCAAAAGAAGAGAGAUGGAGAAAAUUGUGAUGAAACUAGAGUUCAUUCCCAUCACAAACAUAAGAGAGCUGUCGUUUACGAUUAUGCUUAUGUUACUGUUACUGUUGAUGCUAAAGGUAACCCAGUUACCACUGAAAGUGCUGUCACUUCAGUUGCUUCAACUGCUGAAACUGAUGAAACCUCAUCUACUUCAACUGAUGUCUCAUCAACUACUACCAUUGUUCUUGAUGAAUCUUUGACUUCUAAUGAACCAAAGACUUUAUCUCUUGGUACUGGUACUGUCACCAGAUCUACCAGUGAAGAAACUUCUGCUGAAACUUCCAGCUCUAGUGGUUCAUCAAGUGGUUCUGAUAAUGGAAUCUAUGGUGAUUUAUCUGCUUUCAGUGAUCCAACUGAAGAAUUCGAAGAUGGUGUUUUAUCUUGUGAUGAAUUCCCUGUUGGUCAAGGUGUUAUUGCUUUAGAUCACUUGGGUUUCGGUGGUUGGUCCGGUAUUUACAACUCUGAUACCUCAACUGGUGGAAGUUGUAAAGAAGGUUCUUACUGUUCUUAUGCUUGUCAAAGUGGUAUGUCCAAGACUCAAUGGCCUGAAGAUCAACCAUCUAAUGGUGUUUCUGUUGGUGGUUUACUCUGUAAGAAUGGUAAAUUAUACAAGACCAACUCAAGAUCAAACUACUUGUGUGAAUGGGGUGUCAACAAAGCCAAUGUUGUCAGUAAAUUGAGUAAAUCCGUUGCUAUUUGUAGAACUGAUUACCCAGGUACCGAAAAUAUGGUUAUUCCAACUGUUGUUGAUGGGGGCUCCUCUUCAGUUAUUACUGUUGUUGAUCAAGACACUUACUACACCUGGAGAGGUGGUGCUACUUCUGCUCAAUACUAUGUUAACAAUGCUGGUGUUGCUUGGAAAGAUGGUUGUCUCUGGGGUACUGCUGGAUCUGGUGUUGGUAACUGGGCUCCAUUGAACUUUGGUGCUGGUUAUGCUGAUGGUGUUGCUUACUUGUCUUUGAUUCCAAAUCCAAACAACUAUGAUUCUUUGAACUUUAACGUCAAGAUUGUUGCUCAAGAUGGUGCUUCUGUCAGUGGUUCUUGUGUUUACAAAGAUGGUAAGUACAAUGGUAACGGUUCCGAUGGUUGUACUGUUGGUGUUACUUCUGGUGCUGCUAGUUUCGUCUUGUAUGAAUAA
Messenger RNA from Candida tropicalis MYA-3404, 1251 nucleotides. RefSeq names its product putative glucosidase (gene SUN41). Gene Ontology annotation, cellular component: fungal-type cell wall; cell surface. Lineage: Eukaryota; Fungi; Ascomycota; Pichiomycetes; Serinales; Debaryomycetaceae. The record is from RefSeq and is a predicted model, not a curated record. The transcript has a single exon. Bases 1 to 1251 code for a protein of 416 amino acids. Gene Ontology annotation, biological process: fungal-type cell wall organization.